Messenger RNA from Durusdinium trenchii, 3759 nucleotides. NCBI's taxonomy places the organism in Eukaryota, Dinophyceae, Suessiales, Symbiodiniaceae. The record is from the annotation of a GenBank genome assembly.
AUGAAGUUCGGUCAAAAUCUUCAAGAGCACAUCCGCCGCUGCGAGGCGAAGUCGCCACCCUGUUCAGGGGAAGACUACGUGGACUACAAAAGUUUGAAGCAACGGAUCAAGAAUGGAUGUACACAGAGCGACUUUCAGGAAAACUAUGGCUUGGAACUCUCGAAAGUGAGCUCCAGGCUCUCCGAGGGCUCGGUGCUCUCCCGAGAUCCCCACUAUGCCGUGAUGAACCGGCAAGCGCUGGACAAGAUUAGUAAGAAGUUUGACAAGCAACUGAAGGGCCGUGUCAGGGCGGCGAACUGGGUCACCACGUUGGCAAAGUCACUCGGAGGUCUUCAGGUGGAGGAUGCCUUUAUCCCACCAGACUUGCGGCCCGCGAAUGGGAACCACCCACCGGCGCUGCGCUCGGCGGCACUGCGCUCGGGCUGCAUCAUCUUCUUCGCCGGUGGCUUCUCAGGGAUCAUGUCCCGCACACUAACGGCGCCCUUGGAUCGGAUCAAGAUCAUGAUGCAGGCAGGAAAUGCUCCGAACCUGAAAGGUCAUCAAGCUUCACUUCGCUGGGAUAGCUCCUCCGGGAAGCUCCGCGGAGCGGCGCGGGCCAUUCUUCGGGACGGCGGCCUGCGGGCGUUUUGGCAGGGCAACGGCGCCAAUGUGCUGAAGGUGAUGCCAGAGUCAGCCGUGAAAUUCCUCGUCUAUGACAAAGUCAAGGACGCUUUGGGAACGACAGCUGGAUGUUCGACGCGCUCGGUGUCACUGCCGGUCUCGGAGCGCUUGUUGGCGGGGUCGGUGGCGGGAUGCGUCUCCCAGCUCGUGGUCUAUCCUUUGGAUGUCAUCAAAACUCGACUUGCUGCCGCACCAGCAGGUGCUUACAAUGGCAUCUUUGAUUGCAUCCAAGUGACCGUCUGGAAAGAAGGAAUCCAGGCACUCUACAAGGGCUUGUGGCCGGCCUUGCUGGCCAUCAUCCCGGCGUCCGGCAUCGAUUUGGCCGUGUACCAUACCCUCAAGGUUCACUACACGGAGCGGUUCAGGAAGGAAGAGACCAGCAACAUGCCUUUGGCGCUCUCGCUUUGCUUCGGAGCGGCCUCUGCCACCUGUGGCGCGCUGGUUGCGUAUCCGCUGACGGUGGUGCGCACGCGCUUGAUCGUGCAAGGCAUGCCUGGGCGGCCUAUGCGCUAUCGAGGUGUUUUCGAUUGUUUUUGGAAGAUCCUGGAUGCGCAUGGCCCCACUGGCUUCUAUCGCGGCUUAAUCCCCGCCUUGUGCAAGACCAUCCCAGCGAUGAGUAUUGGCUGGGCCGCCUUUGAGUUUGCCAAGAGUUUGGCAGAGGAGUACAAGAUCUACAUCGACACUCUCUUGAAGCCGCUCUUGCCGGAGACCUUGCGCAUCGCAGCGGCCACUUUGGGAGGUCGUGAGGCGUUGGAACGUGCGCUGACGCAGUUCAUCGACCAUCUCAGGCCCUAUGUUCCCGGCUGUGAUGACCGAAAGCUGAGCCGCGCAUGUGUGCGGCGGGCGAAAGGCAUCGAGCAGCAGUUGCAGCGGAUAGGUGAGACGCUUCUGGCAGAUCCCUUGCGCGAAGAGGUGCUGAAGCCUGAGGACAUGCACGGCAUUUGGCAUGGCUUCGUGGCAAUGCGGGGCUGGCGCGACUGCCGAGUGCCUCAAGAAUGUCUAUUGACAUUCCUUUCGGGAAUCCUCAAUGAGCUUGAUGAUGACAUACUGGAGGAAUGGAAAGAUCAGGCCUUAAAGGUCGAACUGCCGAAGGUUCAGCAUUCUGUCUCCGUGGCGGCCUGGCCCGGGCUGUGUCAGCAUUUAGGAGAGCUGCCGGCCUGUGUCACAGCACAGGAGCUCCGGGAGGCGUUGUGGCAGCAGGCCUUCGUGGAGAACCCCACGCGCGCGCCAGAUCACCGGAACUACCGGCGCUUCGCAUUGCUGGCGGCCCAGAUGGUGGCGAUCGGGGUGGAGCUGGAGACUCAACAGGUGGAGCUUUUGGUCCGCCAAGUCCUGAACCUGGACCGUCCCUGGCGCGAGCGCCGCGACAUGCUGAGCGGCAUCCUGAGCGCGGCCUCGGUGGCCGAUCGUCAGCAGGUCGUGGAGAAGUUGGACCAGCGAUUUGAUGCGCACGCGGAGAUUGACGACUUUGAAAUCGUUUGUGGUAUUGCCGAGCACAUUGGCAUCGAAAUCCCUCCCGGCGGAGCCAUCCGGCGCUGCGCACUGCGUCGCUGGGCGCUGGACACGAAGCGCGGGGGAGCCUUGCCGGUGGCCAGAUUGAUGGACUUCGUGGACAAUGACAUCACCAUUGGCCAAGAUGUUGCCCAGAGCCUCCGACAGCGGGGCCGCAUUGCAGACGCAGCCCUGCUGUUGUCACGGCUGCCGAAGCAAGAUCGCCAUCUGGAAGGCUCCGAGCACUUCACUUCGGCCUAUGGUGAUGUGGAGCUUGAACGUUUGCAAGACAUUCUAUCUUUGGGUGACGAUGGGGCAUUCUACAACGGAGAGGAUUCGGAAUUUGGCCCGGUCGAUUCUGGCGGCUUCGUCCUGCCGGACUUCGGCUUUCGUGGGGCCGCGGCCACCGCGGCGGCAGCUGUCGAGGCCUGCCAACGGCUUCAAGGACAAGAGGUCUUGAUGGUCCAGCUCUUUCGAGAGGAGGCACCCUUUUGGCAUCGCCCUGGAAGCCUUCUGGUCCUGUGCAGUUGCGAUCGCUUGGAGCUGUUCGACCUCUUGGCGCUGCGCAGCGAUGCCGAGCCCAGCGCGGCGCACGGCGCCACGCACGGUGCCAGCUGGGCGCUGGCGGCCCAGGAGCUGAGAAGGAUCUUGUCGGAGGAAAGCAUGCUGAAAGUCGUGUGGGGUGGCGUGGAGGAGCUCGUCGACAUCGCCAUCGAGCUGGGCUUGGGCAUCGCCAAGUCGUUGAAACCCAAUGAGAAGGACCCCGUCGGGCCUGUCUUGAACUCCCAGAGUCUUUUUGAAGAGCUGGAGCUGGGCACAGCCUGGCCUGUGAUCAUGCGGCGCUUCACAGGGCUGCGGCUUUGCUUGGAGGAAGAGGGUUCCAACUGGGCACGGAGGCCAUUGAGAGCCUCACAGCUCCACCAUGCUGCUGUGAUGACUUGGACGCAACUCUUGCUGCUCCACGCCUUGUGUAGCCGCGGCAUUGUGAAGGAGGAGAGCUUGCGCAAACACACCUGCGUGCAGUCUCGCGCUCGCUGUUACCUGCGCCGCGACGGUGGCGGACACGCGCUCGGCCAGCUGGCACCUCCCGGGCGCUUGGCCAGGCAGAAGCGGCGAGGCCUAUGGACGUUUACACGUGUGGCGUUGCUGUGCGAAGGAGACACUGAAGAGGUGGUCGAGGUCUUGGGGGAUCUAAUCGGCAACACCGCCACGGUGGUGCCUUUGGGCACUGACCUCUCAGAGGAGCCACUGCCCGUGCGCCGGGCAUCGGCCAGGCAUCUUCGGGCCGUAAACUGCUGGGACUAUGAGCCCUGGCUGCUUCGCUGGGUUUUGCAGCCUGAGAUGCCUUUGGCAGAACAGCUGCCAGAGGAGCAGCCACAGGAGCCAGAGGUGAUGCCGGCCUUCGCAGCACGUCUAGCCAUGUCCGCGACGUCACGGCGCUUGGCACUGCAGCGCCAGCGCAGCAGCUGGGGCGCACGUCGUGAGCGCCAGGCUUUGGCCUGGAAGCUUUUGAGGGAUUUCUUGGACCCGGCAAAGGCGAAAUUGCUUCUGGAUUUCACCUACCACGCGCAGCCUGCGAGUUUGCUGGGUCUUUAUGGCGAUGCCUAA